CUUCGAGCCGACAAUGAGCACUGCCAAACGAAAAAACGGCCUGGAAGAUAGCGAUAAGCCAUCCGAAGGCGUCAAGAAGGAAAUAACUCGCAAUCGAGCAGUGCUUGCCUGCGAGGAAUGUCGCGCGCGCAAGAGGCGGUGCGAUGGGGCAAUCCCAGCGUGUGGCGGAUGCGUGAAGCGCAUGUCCGCCUGUGUCUAUGCCGCUGAGAUCCACGCAAAGGUGUGGCGGGAUAGCAUGAUUCAGUCCCUACGUUCCCGCCUGAAGGAGCUUGAAAAAGGAGACGAUCUGGGGGGAGAGCCGGAAAGACAGGCGUCUGAUCAUGAGGUCCCAAUUACGGACUUGAACGCAGAAGCUCAACUGCACGGGGAUGCUGCUGGCAUGCAAGGUGAGGCGCCGUCUGAGCCGUCGCCGGCAGUGUCACCGGCUGCCAUUCCGCCUCCUCCUCAGAACCGACGACCCCCAGCAACCGAUAUAAUCCAAACCGGACGACAGACCCACGUUCGCCCAAACGCGAUAGCGCAGAGCAGUUAUUCACCAAGAGCCCUGGAGCCGUGUAGUGCAGAGAGGCUUAUGAAAUCUAUCAAUCAAGCUAUUGACUCCAGGAGUGGACGAUACGGUGUAUCUGGCGACUCUACCUUGCUCACACAUGCAGCACCUGCUGGCGCUGUUCAAGACGGACAAACCAAUUGCUCUUGCGAUCGCAUUCUGGGUGCCUCGAAAUGGCGUCUACCACUGCGAAGGCACGCAGAUGAUCUACUCGGAUUAUACUUCUCUCGUGUUCACCGCAUGUAUCCAAUUCUCCACGAGCGGACGUUCCGAAGGCAAUAUGAGUCACUAUGGCAGUCUCCGACAAGGCCGUCCACAGAUCCCGCCAUGAGCUGUCCCGGGUUAUGCAAGCAAAAGAGCCAGGGCAAGACGUUCGCCGCGAUGGUGCACGCCAUCCUUGUUUUAGCGUCCUUGUUUGAGUCUGGAACAUUGGAGCAAAACACUCUACAAGCGGACAACUACUUUAAAUUGGCACAGGAAAUUAACCUCCUGGAGAUACUUGACUACGAAGUCGGAAUUGAACUCGUGCAACUCGGCCUCCUGAUGGGAUUUUACCUCCAAAGUACAGAGAGAUUUUCCAAGUGCCGGAAUAUUACCGGUUUGGCAAUUCGAAUGGCGCAGAAUAUGGGACUACAACUUGGGCUCGAGGAAGCCCGACGGAAAGGACUGUUCGCUCUGCAUGCGACUCAGCUUGACUGCGAGAUAAGGAUCCGAGUGUGGUACGGAUGCGUUCUACUGGACAGAGAAAUAUCCAUGUCUUUUGGGCGGCCAAUGAUGAUCAAUUCUGGCGGUGAAAGUGUCAGGUUGCCUGAAGCAAUUGAUGACAAUCGGCUCUCUGAAGACUUGGGCUCUCGGAACGUGCAGCCGGCGGGUUGUCCCAGCUUAUUGGAGUCCUACAUCCAAACGAUCCAGCUGUACGAUAUUCUCAAGCAAGUGCUCCACCAAGAGGAAAUCAGAGAAGCAUCGACAGUUAGCCCAGAUAUUUGCUCGUUGCUGAGCCUGGAUACCUCGAUCAUGGGGUGGCGGGACGCUCUGCCUUCUUACUUAUAGUAUGAUCCUGCCUUCGAUGCAACGAAUCCAGGAAGUCGACAUUCUGGCUUCUCCGGCCAGUCCAAGCGCCUCUACAUAAGGUGAGUACUCUUUACUCCCUAGGGGUCGUUCCACCCAACCCUCGCCGGCUUUUCUCGCAACCUGAUUGGUCCGUCGACUUUUGUGGUGUUGGUGUUACUGGCUAGCCCCGUGCGUGCUCCCGUCGCCCCCAUGGUGCGUGUACUGUACUAUACCGUACUAUACCAUGCUCCUCCCCGCGCUUUGCCCGCCUGCCUGCUGUGGUACAGGCGAGGUGCGUGCCUGUAAAGAACUAUCCAUGUCUUGCUUCGCUGGCCUGUGCCUGCCUCCACCUAGCAUGAUUAAUAGAUUACAUACUAACCACGCGUCCAUCCCCUCUAUCUAUCACGGCACAUCCACGCGCUUAUUACACGUACAUAGCUUAUAGAGACU
Molecule: messenger RNA, 2047 nt
Organism: Aspergillus calidoustus
Lineage: Eukaryota; Fungi; Ascomycota; Eurotiomycetes; Eurotiales; Aspergillaceae
Source: the annotation of a GenBank genome assembly